UACACCACAGAGGGCAGCUGGUCUGGUUGAGUCUAUUCUCUCUAUAACUUUCCCGUUCUUCGCAGUGCACACCACUGAACAGCUCAAGCCUUAGAGCAAUGAACCAUUUGUUCGGAUGGAGAAGGAUUGCCACACUGAUGUUCAUGCUGCUAUAUUUUGUCAUUGAUGUGCUCUGUGCUCAGCACGUAAAAGGCGUCGUGGGACAGUCUUUCUCUUUUCCAGAGAGGGUGAUCAAGUCUGGCAAUUUACUUUAUGGAGACCUUGGCACUAUUGCAAAUGUAUUCCCUGGUAAAGAAGGCAAAAUUACCCUUGAGAAGAGAUUUGAAAACCGCCUCCACUUGAACAAUGUUACAAGAUACUUCACCCUGUCAGACCUUCAGACAGACGAUGCUGGGGUUUAUACUGUGGAGAAUACAGAUGGAGGGAAGAAAAAAAAAAAAUUUGAGCUCACUGUAUACAAUGUUGUUUCCAAACCUCAGGUGACGGAGUGUGACAGCAGCUCCUGUAGUGUGGUGUGUUCUGUCGACAACGAAAAAGAGGUGACAUUGACCUUGUACAGGGGAGAGGAAAUACUAAGCCAGACCAGCAGUCCUAACCUCACCACCGAUCUAUCUCUCCGUUUGGAGGUAGAGGGAAAGAACUACAACUCCACCUACAGCUGUGUGGCUGCUAACCCUAUCAGCAAUGAGACAGUUCAUGUCCCAAAAUGUUGCAGCGAAGAUGGUCAUCCUAAUGAUGCAGACAGUGAUGAGAGGAAUCGGGGUAUGCUUAUUAUUGCUGUAAUCUGUGUUUUGGUUAUCUCGGGGCUGGUUGGACUUGCAAUCUAUCUAAAGAAGAGUAGAAAUGGACACUCACAAGAUUCAUCUGAAAGAGUGAAAGAUGAUAUUCAGUAUGCAACGAUAACUCCUCAAAAACAAACAGAUAAUCAGGAGGAGCGAACAAGUAUACAAGAACUGGAGUCGCAAAGAGACAACCCUGAACUGACAUCAGUUUAUUAUACAAUCCUGUUACAUCGCAUGGCUGCCUGCGGGGAUGUUGACACAGCAUGAAGGAACAAAACGGGAAGUCAAUGAGCGGCCGACAUGAUAAGUCACAUCCUGGAGAGGACGGUACAUCAUAAAGAGGACGUUGAAACAAAAUGAAAGUAAAAAAUAUAUUCACCCUGAAAACCUUUUAGAGGCACAGUUGUUAUGGGAGAAAAACAGUUGUACUGAUAUUAAAAUGUCAGGCUUUCUUUGUAGGUCAUUCUCACAGACCUUCUGUCAAAUAGCUGUCUCGAUGACAUCCACUGAUACGGACCAAUUCAAUAUCUAUGCAUUGAGUUAGUAGCAGGAUCAGGAUAAUCCUUUUUUCCUUUCACCGUGUAUGUUGUAUUGAAACACGUCUGAGGGUAGAUCUUGAUUUGCCGUUUGAUCUUGAGUGACAUUUUCCUAUUCUUAGCGCUUUUCGCAAAAUGUAGGGCUAAAUUGUAGCUCUUAUUUAGCUUGUUUCGUUUAAUAUGAUGGACCAUUUAUUGGUUGUCCCUAUCUAUGUAGCACAUCCUCCCUUAAGAAUACAAUCACUCCCUCCUGCAGACUCAUGCAGACACUGUAUACUCUCCUUCUAUCAGAGCAUGUGCCUGCACAGAUUACUGUGACCCGAAAAUAACAAAUCUGUCGAUACCAUAGUAAGUCGUUGCACUGUAAGCUAUUUCAUUUUUAUACUACUCUAUUUCAGAGUAGUUACUGAGACUGAAUAUGAAGAUAUAAUUCACUUUUCACUAUUUUAAAAUAACCUCAUGACUUAUUCAAACUGAGCUUCAAUAUAUUAAGUCAAAGACUUACCCAUACAUUUCAUUUAAAGGUAUACAAUGUGUAUAUUUCCUGAUGUUUAAUAGUCAUCAAUACCCAUGGAUGCUUGAAAUAUAUAAUUUUUUUGACAUACCCUAUUGCAACCCAAAAUAUUAUGAUAGACCACUCCAUUCUCCAUUUAUGUUUUUGUUGUCAUUUUAAAUCUUUGUAAACAAAGUAUGUAUUGCUUCAGAAUACCGGUGUAAACUGUCAUUCUUUGAAGCCAUAGCUGCAUCUAUGAGUUUGAGAGUGGAAACAUUUCUCCAAAUACAUUUCUCCAGAACCACAAAUCCAAAUUGUGGUUUUAAUGUAGCCUACUUCUAGGGUCAAAUCGGAGGGACCACUGUAAUUGUUUAGUGGAUUUCAAGUGUGUAUUUAUUGAGUUUAAGUGUAUUUGUGACCUUUUGUCCUGUCAUUUUGCAUGCCAGGCAGCUGUACAUUUCAAAUUGGAAAACAAUAAUGACUGUAAACAGUGAAUUCUUAACUUUUUAUUUCAAAACCCAAUACAAUUUUAUUCCAAUCUCGUUGCCCCAUUUAGUGGUUGAAUGUUUUUAUAUUUCAGCAUACUGUAUACACAAUGUUUUACUCUGAGCCAGUGUACUGUAUGUUGUAAGUGUAACUUAAGUUAUGUGCCACCAAAAUGUUUCAAAUAUUUCUCUGCUUUUCGUUUGGACUGUGGUCAUUAUUUUGCCAAUUGAAUAUUGAUAAGGAGGUUGUGGAUUAUGCCAUAUCAAUGUUGUUUUUAAUGUUUACAUAACAUUUUGUCUCAAAACA
Molecule: messenger RNA, 2603 nt
Organism: Coregonus clupeaformis (lake whitefish)
Lineage: Eukaryota; Metazoa; Chordata; Actinopteri; Salmoniformes; Salmonidae
Product: SLAM family member 5
Exons: 6
Coding region: 99-1049 (316 amino acids)
Source: RefSeq, a predicted model, not a curated record